CGACCAUCACCUACCACUUCUAAUUUGAUCAUCAUGAGCAUUUCCGCUGCUGCCGGUGUUGAGGCUAUUGCUACCCAGCCUGCUCCCACUACUACUAUUCAUGGUGGCACCACGGGUCAGGUUCCUCCCACUUCCUACUAUGUUCAGCGUGGUACUACCUCUCAAGUUCAAGCACCUCAAGGUCCCAUGAUUGACGAGAAGAUUGUCCAGAAGCAGAAGGAGAAGGCCUUGAGGGAGUUGGAGUCCCGAGUGAAGCUGGCCUUGCAGCAGCACGAGCAGAUGUAUCAGCUACAGAGGUCUCACAUCAUGGCCGAUCAUGACAGGCAGAUGGAGUACACCAAGGCUACCAUUGAGAAGGAGCGUCAAGCUGCUAUGUUCGACUUGGAAGGUCAGUAUCAGACCAACACUCGAGGGCUCGAGCAAUCGGCCAUUCAGCAGCGGAUGCAGAUUGAGACUACUGCCAUGCAACUUGACAUCCAAGCUCAUCAGCAGAAGAUGAUUAUGGAGCACCAGGAGCGCGAGAAGAAGUGGACCGGCCAGCCUGCUGUGGCUCAGACUAUUGCGGCUCCUCAGCCUUAUGUUGCUCCUACGACUUACAGUGCUUACGGUCAACCUGGUGGGACUAUGACUUACUCGACUGCUGUUCAUCAACAGCAGCCACAGGCAAACUCUGCUGAGGCUCCUGUUGCAGCAGCUCAGUGAAAAUUUAGAGCAUGAUUGAGUAUUGUUGUGUAUGGUUCAAGAAGUCUUGGAUGGUUUUUUCAUAACCACUCAAGCUGAUCCACAACAUUUUCGCUCAAAGCGACAUA
Molecule: messenger RNA, 809 nt
Organism: Perkinsus marinus ATCC 50983
Lineage: Eukaryota; Perkinsozoa; Perkinsida; Perkinsidae
Exons: 1
Coding region: 34-702 (222 amino acids)
Source: RefSeq, a predicted model, not a curated record